UUUUGGGGCUGCACCCAAGCAUUUUGUCCAUUUUUAUUUUUUUGCAACUCCCGUUUUUGGGGGCCGUUUUCGGGGAGCAUCUUUCCCGAGAUCCCCCAGCGGAGUGCCCCCGAGGCUCGUCCGCCCGGCCGGCCGCAGCCCCCCGAGGCCAGCCCGCCCGCCUGCCCCGCGGCGCGCCCCCGCCGCCCGAGAGAUGAGCAUUGAGACGCUUCUGGAGGCGGCCCGCUUCCUGGAAUGGCAAGCGCAGCAACAACAGAGAGCACGUGAGGAACAUGAGAAACUUCGGCUGGAGCGGGAGCAGGAGCAGAAGGCCAGCACCACGCGGGUUAAUCAUAUGCUGCCCCCUGAAGAACCCCGGAUUGAGGCCCCCCCACUUCCCUUGUCCCCUCCAGCUCCACCACCUGCACCUCCACCCCCUCUGGCCACCCCAGUGACUGUCAUCCCCAUCCCUGUGGUGACAGGCUCCCCACAGCCGAUGCCUCCCCCUCCCCCUCUCCCACUGCCCCCUGCCCAGCCGCUAACCCUAGCCCCACGACAGCCAGCCUUGGUCAGUGCACCUGGACUCAGUAUCAAGGACCCCAUCCCCCCACUCCCCAGGCCACCAGCCACUGCCACCCCACUCCUGCCGGACUCGAAGGGCACCGCCGCACCCACAGGCAGCCCCAAACCCCUGCAGCCCUUCCCCACACCCAUCCUGACCAUCGCCCAGCACCAUGUGGUCCAGCAGCCCAUUCAGCCCCAGCUGCCACCCCCACAGCCACCUCCACCACCAACACUUGCAGCUCUGAAGUUGGCGCCGGCUGAGGAGGUGAAGCCCAUCGAACAGAAGAAGCGGCCCGGGGGGAUCGGGACCAGGGAAGUCCACAACAAACUGGAGAAGAACAGGCGGGCCCAUCUGAAGGAAUGCUUUGAGACUCUGAAACGCAACAUCCCCAAUGUGGAUGACAAGAAAACCUCCAAUCUAAGUGUCCUCCGCAGCGCCCUGAGAUACAUUCAGACGCUGAAGCGGAAAGAGAAAGAGUAUGAGCACGAGAUGGAGCGGCUGGCCCGGGAGAAGAUCGCCACGCAGCAGCAGCUGACGGAGCUGAAGCAUGAGCUGAGCCAGUGGAUGGACGCGCUGGAGAUGGAGCGGGUGCUGCGGCAGGCGGGGCAGCCCGAGGACGACCAGGCCUCCACUUCCACUGCCUCAGAAGGCGAGGACAACAUGGAUGAAGACAUGGAGGAUGACCGGUCAGCCUUGGGGCUACCCAAGCUGAGCCAGCGGCCACAAGCCGAGCUGCUGAAGCCGGCCACCCUGCCCCCGAGCGCGGCCCCGGCUGCCACGGCCCCUCACUCCCACCCCGCGGCUCUGCAGCAGAAGCCCCCCCCUCCAGCAGCUGCGGCCCAGACCCUGGUGUCGGCCCCCGCCCACCUCGUGGCCACGGCGGGAGGGGGCUCGACGGUCAUCGCUCACACGGCCACCACCCACGCCUCAGUCAUCCAGACUGUGAACCACGUGCUUCAGGGCCCGGGGGGCAAGCACAUCGCCCACAUCGCCCCUUCGGCCCCCAGCCCCGUGCAGCUGGCACCUGCCACGCCCCCCAUCGGCCACAUCACUGUCCACCCCGCCGCCCUCAACCACGUGGCCCAUCUGGGCUCCCAGCUGCCCCUGUACCCACAGCCGGUGGCCGUGAGCCACAUCGCCCACACCCUUUCCCACCAGCAAGUCAAUGGCACGGGCGGGCUGGGGCCGCCAGCCACGGUCAUGGCCAAGCCGGCUGUGGGGGCCCAGGUGGUCCACCACCCCCAGCUGGUGGGCCAGACGGUCCUGAACCCGGUGACCAUGGUCACCAUGCCAUCCUUCCCCGUCAGCACCCUGAAGCUGGCCUGAAGGGGGCGUCGCUCGGAGGUCCCUGGCACCCUUCCCACCAAGCAGCUCCACACAUUCCAGCCCAGCCCCCUUCCCCGCCCUCAGGGGAAGGGCCGGGGGGGCAGAGACUGAGCCCAGCGGGAGAAGAGAAGGGCGCCGACGAGGCUCCCGCUCCCAGCUGGGCCAGGAGGGCCCGGGGGCCCCGGCCUGGGCCUGCCGCCUUUGGACUUGAGAAAAAACUCCAGAGACACUUUGGUGAGCGUGGUCCCCGUGGCUCUGGUGGCUGCCUCGAUUUCCGUUCUCGUCCCGGUCUGUCCCCGCCUCGCCUCCCUUUCCCGUGUAAUCAGUGAGCUGUGGAUGUGAUGUUCUUGGUUUUCGUCCCUCGUCCCUCCCUCCUCCUCCUCCCCACCUCGUGUGCUGCUGAUGCUGCUAUUGCUCUGUAGGGUGAGGUGGCUGAGCUCUGGGGACCCUCCCCCGAACCCCAGGGGUUCUCGAGCCGGGCCGGGGUGGGGGCUGCCCGAACACGGGGGGGCGGGAAGCAGGUGGCUCGGUGGGCCAGAGGCGCGGAGGAGCCGGGGGGGCCCCGCCGUCCGAGGGUGCCCCCUCUUUUCCUCAGCCCACACUACAGUCUGAUCGAUCCAUCUGAGGUCACUGUGAUUUGUUACAGUAGGAACUAUUUAAGACAAUUCUCUACUAAUAAUAAACCAAAUGAAAGCGAAACCAGGAGGAUUCCCGUGGGGCUUUGUUGCUGAUCUCUUCUUCUCCCCACCCCCAACCCCUGACAUCGGCUUUGGUGGAAGAGCCUAGAACGCCAGAGGGACCCGUGUGGUUCCAGUGGGCCCGGCCCUGGCCCCUUCUCUCUCUCUCCUCGGGGGCUCUAGGUCCCCGGCUGCGAGGGGAGCGGCUCCAAAGCCCCCAAGCACCUCCAGCCUUCCCUCUGCUCAGCUCUGUGGACUUGUAACUGGUGGACGUGUGUGCAUGUGUGUAUCUGCAUGCUCAGUCCGUGUGCGUGUGUGUCUCUUAGUGCCCUGCCCUUCCCCCGCUCCGAGCUUGAGGACUGGCCUCGUCCCCGGCCCCGCGGCCAGAAGAUUGUGGCCGACGGGAGCUGAGGCUGCAGUGACGCCCCUGCCCCUGCCCCUGCUGCCAGCUCUGCCCAGGCCGAGCUUCCUUCUGGGCCCAGAAGGCCCAGGGAUCCCCUCAGAAACUGGCGUGCUGGCCUGGUCCCCGGCCUCUCCUCCUGCUCCUCCCCGGCCCUCUUGCCCCUCUCUGGUUUACCUUUGAUGCUUUGGACUGAGCCUGGGGAACAGCCCCCUUAGCAUCCUGCCUCAGUUUCUCCCUGAGGGUGGCUCUCAGGCAUUCCCCCAGCGGGGAAAGGGAAAGAGACGCCCGUACUCGGGCCUUGUCCCCCCAACCCUGGCUCCCAGAGGAGGGGGCUUAGGCCGGGAGGAGGGGCCUGCUCCCCGGGCCCUCCCUACUAGUGAGUCUGCCUUUGGGGACAGCUUGGUUUCUCCUCUCUUUUCACAUAGUUAUUACAAGUGACCUUGUGUAAAACACAUGCGCGUACAUGUACACUCAGAUACCCAUUUAGGCACAUAUAUAUUCAUAUAUAGACACAUGUACUCGUUGCCUUCAUGGGGGCUGUUUGGCAAGUAUCCUGACGGUGGAGUCGGGCCCUGGGCUUUCCAGGAGUGUUUGGGACCAAGUUGAAGCUGUCCUGGGGAGGAGGAGGAGGAGGAGCACCGUGAGGAGGCCGGGGGCGCCUGAAGCUCCCAGAUUCCUAUGUUAUGUCCGCAGUGCCGGUGUGGAGGCCGGGUGGGCUGGGUGGGCUGGGUGGGCCGGCCUGGCUGUCGGGCCAGCAGAGGGGCCGCGGGAAACCUUAGAGCCUAGAGUGGAUUCUGCCUGGAACUAAACCCGGCCUUGCCUCCAAACCCCCUUCCAGUUUGUGCUGGGAGGUUUGGGGCGUCGGGGUUCCUUCUGCUUUGUGGAUUUCCCUUUGGGGAGCUGUCCCGGGCAGGUCAUUCCCUUGGGUCCCCGGCCUGGCGAGAAGGGCUGACCUACAUGCUAACACCAGCCAUUAGUCACCCUCCACUUCCUCCUCCAGCUGCAGCCAUCCCCUCCUGGCCUCCUGUCCACAUCACGGAGCCAUAAGCUCUACUUGGUCCACCCGGAUCCGCCUUGGGGUGGGGCGGGGCAGGGUGUGGAGGCCCAGGUGGCUGUGUGGAGAGAAUGAUCUGCUGUCAGUCCUGUCCUUGUCGUCUUCCCAUCCCUCCCCUCUCCUCUUUGCUUUCCUCCCCUCCCCUCCUCUCCCUUGUGCUCCCCUCCCACUCCCACCUUCCUCUCCCUUCAUCCUCCUCCGUGGCCAGACAAGAGUGGAAUCGAAAUUGUGCCUCCCCCCACUCUCUGGGGACUGCCCCGAUACCUCAUCCAACCCCCAAGGCACCUGGGACAGGGGGAGGGGGUCUGUCGUGCUGUGUCUAGAGUGGCUCCUUGGGCGUUGCUGUUGUGCUGUCUUGUUCUCUGGUGACCGCCAUGAUGCUGUAACAUUGGGGGCCGCUGUCCCUCUGCGUCCCAGCCUCCUCCUGGGGAGCGCCUCCUUCAGCAGCCGCCGGGACCAGGCCCAGCCCCGGCCCUCCCCGCCCUCGGGAUACCGAGCCCUGCCUCUCUCCCCAAACCUCCUAACUUGGGACACACACACACAUACACACCCACAGCCACUCACACAUCUUACCUCUCAUGCUUAUUUUAUUUUUUUAUGUUCUCUAAGUGACUCGCUGGCUGGGAGUCUUUACCUCGAAGGGCUCGGGUCCUCAGGUGGGCGGGGUGAGCACAGUGGGGUGCUGUGGGGGCCGCACUUGGGCCCUGCCCUCUCCAGGAUGAGCCCCCGGCCCUCCUCAGGGAGGUGGCCCUUGUUUACAGUGAGGACUCAGUUGCUGUCUCUGUUUCCGGAAAUCUGAAGCCUCAAGACCCCGGACUGUAGAGAUUUUUAUGUGUUUGGAUACAUCUGCUGUGUGAAAAAAAAAAAAAAAAAAACCCUACAAAAACCCUAAUUUUGUACAUAUUGUAUUUUUACUAUUGAGCUGUAUUCUAGUGGCUGUUCACGCUCUAAGACUUUAGGUAUCGGGACAUGAAUAUUCUCCAUGUAAAAGCACUUGCCUGGAAUAAAACAUUGAAACAAAUAAACCUGCACUGAAAUGUGA
This is a messenger RNA of Sarcophilus harrisii (Tasmanian devil), 5046 nucleotides long. RefSeq names its product MAX network transcriptional repressor (gene MNT). Gene Ontology annotation, molecular function: protein dimerization activity; DNA-binding transcription factor activity, RNA polymerase II-specific; RNA polymerase II cis-regulatory region sequence-specific DNA binding. The record is from RefSeq and is a predicted model, not a curated record. The transcript has 6 exons. Gene Ontology annotation, biological process: regulation of transcription by RNA polymerase II. NCBI's taxonomy places the organism in Eukaryota, Metazoa, Chordata, Mammalia, Dasyuromorphia, Dasyuridae. The coding region runs from base 194 to 1870 and encodes 558 amino acids.